Molecule: messenger RNA, 1563 nt
Organism: Pistacia vera
Lineage: Eukaryota; Viridiplantae; Streptophyta; Magnoliopsida; Sapindales; Anacardiaceae
Product: lipase-like
Exons: 11
Coding region: 77-1336 (419 amino acids)
Biological process (GO): lipid metabolic process
Source: RefSeq, a predicted model, not a curated record
UUAUAACAAACAGAAGAUAAAAAAAUUAAAAAAUAGGAAGACGGAGAAGUACGUGUUCGUCUAUUUUCUUCCUCAAAUGAUUUAUUCUUUCUUCUAUUAUUUUUUAUUCCUCUCAUCUUCAUUUCAUUCCGAUUUAAUUCCAUACCUAACACUUGAGAUCACAAAAUCAACGGUUGCGACCACUUCGAGCUUCACGGUGACCGGAAACGAACGAUCUGAUUGGAUUCGGAGCUUCCAAUUGACGACAAGUGAGGUCAACCAGGUCCGAAUUAGAAUGGGACAGAAGAAAUGGUUGAUAUUGCUGAUGUUUUCGUGUCUAUGUAGCUUCUCGUGUGGCAGAGAACUUAAGGUUAAGCACAAGGAUAAUCUACCUAUUUACAAUCAUACUCUGACCACAAUUUUAGUGGAGUAUGCUUCUGCAGUUUACAUGUCAGAUUUGACACAACUGUUUACUUGGACGUGCCCAAGAUGUGAUGGUCUGACCAAGGGAUUUGAAAUAAUAGAAAUAAUUGUUGAUGUCCAGCACUGCUUGCAGGGUUUUGUUGGGGUGGCAAAGGAUCCUGAUGCAAUUGUCAUUGCUUUUAGAGGAACUCAAGAACAUAGCAUACAAAAUUGGGUUGAAGACUUAUUCUGGAAACAGCUCGAUUUGAAUUACCCUGGCAUGACUGAUGCAAUGGUGCACCAUGGAUUUUAUAGUGCUUACCACAACACAACCAUUCGACCUGGGGUUCUAAGUGCUGUUAAAAGAGCAAAGGAGAUUUACGGAGAAUUUAAAGUCAUAGUGACAGGGCAUUCAAUGGGAGGGGCUAUGGCUGCCUUUUGUGGACUUGAUCUUGCAGUAAAUCAUGAAGUCCAGGAUGUUCAGGUUAUGACAUUUGGACAGCCUCGUAUUGGCAAUGCAGCUUUUGCAUCUUGCUAUAGCAAACUUGUCCCAAAUACAAUUCGUGUCACAAAUGAACAUGAUAUGGUUCCUCAUCUGCCUCCAUACUAUUCUUAUUUCCCGCAAAAGACAUAUCACCAUUUCCCUAGAGAGGUAUGGCUAUAUAACAUUGGAGUGGGAAGCUUGGUUUAUAAAGUUGAGAAGAUUUGCGAUGGUUCAGGUGAAGACCCAUCCUGCAGCAGGUCAGUGACUGGAAAUAGCAUUUCGGAUCAUUUGGUUUAUUUUGGUGUCGAGUUAGGGUGUGACACAUGGAGAUCAUGCGGAAUUGUGAUGGAUACAAACAUAAUAGACUACAAGACAACUGAUUUCAAAGGAAAUUUUAUCUUGUCUAGAAAUCCUGCCACUCCUACUUUGAAAUUGAAAACAGAGUCAGAUAUUGGGAGCAAAAAUAUCUAGAUUCUUGUUUGCGGUAGUGCAUGAUUUCACUUGUGUAGUAGCUGAGAAGUCAGCCAUGACAGUUCAGUUAAACAAGAUUCUGUCUUUCCUUCUUUGAGCCCUUUGAAAAAGUGUAGUUGAUUAAUCUGUUCCACCGGGCUUGAGUUGGAAAGGAGUCUGUGUAUAUAGCUAUUGAAUUGUGUACAUUAUCAUCCCUGUUAAUAUGAUUCACUAGCACGUUCUAGUCA